AGCGUCGUGGUCUACGAGUCCGCCCACCCCGUCGAGCACAUCCACGCCCACACCGUCGAGUCCCACCACAACGCCCACGCCCAUCUCAGCAGCGAGGGCGCCACCUACGCUACACUCGAGUCGGCGCCCGCGAUUACAACCCUCGCCUCCAUCCCUUAUACGACUGAUCCUUAUCCCUAUUACUACAAGACGGAUAUGUACGUGAAGGACGAGAGCCGCAGGAGCGCCGGGUACGACUACGUGCAACCCUCGUACAUGACGUCAGCGAGCCACGCCCACCCGACCGCCCACAGCCACGCCCACCUGCAGAAGGCGGAGUCUGCCAUGUGGACGACCACUCCGGAGUACAGCCAACUCCCGCCGGAGAUGCUGGAGCGACCCACGGCGAUCUCCCACCACCCCUACAUGUCGCAGCCGGCCCCCACCUCCUGGUCCCCAACAGCCUACGACUCCAUCCUGCACACAGCCAAUGGGGAAACUUACAGGAGGAUUGAGCCAGGCGACCCGGAGUGCAACGAGAACCGCGAGUGCGUCAACUGCGGCUCCAUGACGACCCCGCUCUGGCGCCGGGACUCGGGAGGUCACUACCUGUGCAACGCCUGCGGUCUCUACAACAGGGCGAACGGGGUCAACCGGCCCCACGUGCGCGGCCAGAGGAGGGUCAGCAGCCCA
Penaeus vannamei (Pacific white shrimp) is the source of this 672-nucleotide messenger RNA. Lineage: Eukaryota; Metazoa; Arthropoda; Malacostraca; Decapoda; Penaeidae. The record is from RefSeq and is a predicted model, not a curated record.